AUGGAAGUGAUCGAUGCGACUUGGGCGCGCUGGCUACGCUUUCAUCAGCGCCAUUGUACAACCCGAGAAAUAGAUGUGGCAACUGCUCGAACACAAUUUGAAUUGGUGGCAAUAGGCCUCACUUUGAGCUUUAAUGAGGUUCAAAUGCUUUUCAGUAAUGAUGCACAAGCGCUAACAACAAUGUUUACGCCUUUUCCGAAACCUCAGGACGACGUGGAGAGCACUUGCCACUAUCACUUUAGGCUAGUGGUAUCUGCAACAUUGCUGGAUGAUUAUUUACAGUUUGUGGAGGCACUGGAAGCUCAAACGAUGCGACUAUUGGUCAGUAAUUGGACAAUGAACGUGCUAUUACCUGCGCUGAGGCUAGAACGUCUCGCUUAUCUUCAUCCCACAGUGCUUAGAAUACUACAAACAUUGUUAAAGACGUACAAGGACCAGAAAGAAAUUAAGCAAGUGAUUACUAUGAUUUUGCAACUUCUGAGCGAUCCUGGAGAUGAAGAAGUGAGCUACGACGCGCUGUGCAGAUUGCUACGGCUUUUGCAACAGCAAACAUACAACUCGGUGGAUAUAUUACAAAUUUGUGCAAUGGCAAUAAAAGAAUGGAGACUUCGACCACGAUUUCUUCGAAGUGCUGUCCUACAUCUUGUGCCAAUGUUGCUAGAAGACAAAGUGGAGGGUGAGAUGCAUCAACGACUACUUGAGUUAGUGCUGGAUGCAUGGGAUCCACACCAGACAAUGGAAGAUCCUCGGGAACUACUGUACCUAGUAUGUACCAUUAUCUCAAAAGCCCCUCGUGAACUUAUGUCAGAUGCACGAUUACAACAGCUCGUUUGCUUCGCACUGCGACACAAUGAUGUGUUGCUGAGAAAACAAGGUCUUCACAUUCUCAAAGUCGCGUUCUCACUUUGUGUUAUGGAUCUUGAAUCUGACCGACUGGAAAAUGCAAGAGAUACAGAAGUGACAUGGGUGGACUUAUGGCGAAAAUUUCUUACUGCCUCGGAGGUAAUUCAAAUGCAUCACGAACAGCAUCUCAUUGAGCAAGUUUGGACUCAGGUUGCGGAUCUAUUGUCGACAAAUCUGGUUGUGUAUGAAAACGAAAACAUAAAUGAACAGCAGGACAAAAAUCAGUGGCCGGUGGAGCUAACAUUCGAUUGGGUACAAGGUCUUUUGCUGCGUUUAUUCAACCAUGACAACCCCUUUGUGAAGCGUUCGUUCCUCUCGAACUUCACAGAAAUCUGUAUCAAUAGUUUCCAGUUGUGUGGUAAACAGCAUUUUACCAGCAAUGAUGUUGAUAAUAACGCGUCUUUUGCCUGUUCGCCUACUUUCCGAUCUUUUGUCCUUAAUGACAUGUUACGUGCCUGCAACGACCCAGUGUUGUACAAAAAUGCGCAUCGUGCUCGAUUUCAGACUUCAGUGACCCAUUUUUUGGCAUCUUUUCUUUCAUUCGAGCUCACAAACAGAGUAAAUGAGUAUCUUUUAGAUGAUUUUGUUGCUGCUGUCGAUGUCGCGAUUUUUGGAAAAGACGAAACGAGUCACUCACCUGAGGCUUUAUUGAGCAUGCUGCAAGUAUUUCAGUCGCCUCAUCUAAAGCAAGCAGCUUCACUUGCUUCACCAAAGAUACUGUUAAGCGAUUCCGCUGUAAAUCAGCUUCGCGUUUUGCUUGACAUACAUGCCAUGCAAUCGUUUUCUCAAGUAAUGAGAUCAAAAAUGCUUUGUGCACUGACUCACGCGCUCACGGGAGGAUUCGUCGAUGCAACAGCAAUAUCUUUGUCGACAUUGGCACGUGUCCUUUGUAUCUAUCCCAAUAGUAUCUUAGUGACUGAAGGUGGUGAGACACUUGGGCGAUAUCUGUCAUGGAUAAAAAGCUCUACCUCAAUUGAAGGCUGGACUAAAUUUUUGAAUUCUCUAUCUUCUGCAUUGCAAAGAAACCUGACCCCUCACGUUAGUCAAAGUGCAGAAAGUGAACUCAGCUCGACGCAGCUGGCAAGGCUAUUGCUUUUGACUGCGGACAACAUCAGUGAACCGGAGUCGCAGUAUAUUGAAGCACUGCCAGGGCAUCAGAUCCAAGUGGUAUUGCGUGCUCCUCUAAGUGCAUUGCUAUCAGAGAUUUCGCAUAAAGAUAUAGACAGUACACGCCUCGUACUUCUAAUUGCCAAGCUUGAACAUCAAAUUCAGGAUCUGACACUCGUUUGUUCAAGUUCGCCAUCCCACGGUCUUACAUUCGCCUUCGAACGUGAGAAUUUUUAUGGGGGAGAAAUUAGCUGCUCCUAUCUAUUUGAAUCUUCUAUGCAAAUUGCCCGAAAUUGUCUAGAUAGCAUUUUGUCGAAGAACAAGAUGCAGUCUAGCGAAGAAAAGUUUAGCGAAAUCAUGGAUUUGGCUCACUCUGCCGGAUUAGUGCUGACCCAAAUGAGCGCCCACCAGCUAUAUCUAACAGGAAGUAUGCAUGAAAUGAGCAGACUUGACGCGUUAUGCGAUGAGUUUAAGGUUCUUCUGGCCUCAUCUGCGGAUCGAAAUGUGCUGGAUUUGGCCCUAGCGGCUGAAUAUUUGUCGACGGUUGGGACCAACGCUAUUGCUGUGGAUUCUCUGCAUGCGUUUGAGACCCCACAUCUUCUUUCAAUUCUCCUCGCUCUUGACACAAGUCGACGUUAUGGCGGAAAACUUGACGCUCGUUGUUCAAUCCGUUUGGCUACUAGUAAAUGGGCUUUGCUCUAUCAGGUUGUGCAAUCUUCGUCUUUUAUAGAUACGAAGCUCUUGCAAGCUACUUUCGACGCUUGCGUCAAGGCGUUACCGACUGCAGGCAUGGAUGUCUCGACGUUGCUACAGAUGGUUAACGUGUUGUCACUUACACUUUCGCAAUUGGCUGGCACCUUAGUUAACAUGGAUGAAGGAUCAGAUACAGUUAACAAUUUGCUGGAAGAAGUAUGGACUGCUUACAUCGACAGCAAGGCCAAGCCUGACGCUCUCACACGAGCUGUCAUUGUUUGCAUGCUUCAGCCGGUCUUUCUCUUUCGAAAAGAGCUUACUUCAAUGAUGAAACACUGGAUCGCGGAGUUUAUCCGCUUUGGCUCAAGACAUAGACCAAACGUGAUUUUCCACUUAACUUGCCGGUUGUGCCAAACGUGGCGUACUCACCCGAUGUUGGCGCUAGCUUUUGCUGAUGAACUCGUUGAAUUGCUCCUGUAUAAAGAGCCACUGAUUGACGAGAAAGAACAACUGUCAAGGGAUACAAACGUUCCAUUCCAAGGAUUUCAAGGCUUUUCUCCCUCCUGCGAAGGUCAAGAAGCAGCUAUCACGACCCACGCUAAAGAUCAAUUUGUUCGGCUUGUGGUACUAAGUUUCUUGGACGAUAUUUCUGUCGAUAGGAGCCUUUUCGGAGAAGACACGCAAGCGCUCAUGGAUGCGCUUUUUGUUCGACUUGUCCAACUCAAUGUAACACCAGACUGGCAGAAGCAGCACAUGCUCAAUAGCGACGGAUUCGGUAAGAAGCUGCGAUCGUGGCAGGCGCUUUGCAUCGUAAGUGCGCAUGUGACCAAGUCGCAGCUAACAACAUUAUUCUCAACGCUUCAAAUUGCGUUUGGUGUACCGCAACUACCCAGUGUUCGUUACUAUAUGGAGCUCUUUGGCAUGCGCAUAGCUACUAGAAUGCCACGAGAGGUAUGCUCAGGUAUCUUGCUUCCCAUGCUUAGUGACGCCAACCUGAUGCCCCAAGUUGGUGCUUCGAUGCUUCUUGUGUCGGCCCAUCUUGUCAAUGCUCAGCUUGACAAAGAAAGUGUCGACUUCAACUGUGGAAUACUUUUGGAAACGUUGCUCCCUUGGCUAAACUCGUCACAUGGAUAUACACGAGUAGUGGCUCAGUAUUUACUGUCCAAACUUCUUCCUCGUUAUAUCCAUCAACUUCAAGUGCGCUAUCCGAAUUCUCCCGGUCUUCGUUAUUUGGAAGGCACAGCGCGUUAUUUAAGCACCAACAAAGAGUGCAAACGAUUGUUACGACGCCAAGCACGUCAGUUUGAGGAAUUUUACCCGGAUUAUGAGAGUUCCCUGCUUGGAAUGCUGUCUUGUGGCUUCAUAAGUGAGUUUGGCGAGCUUUUACCACGCGAUGAGGCACUUCGAUUUUGUGACCAACUUAAAAAGGCUAUGAACGAAUUGUAUUCUCAGUACCAACUCGAAAACUUUCCCUUAACGCCAUCACUGCAAAAGUCUAGCGGUGGAUUUUGCUCAAAAGAUAGUGCACUUCCAGUAGCAAUGCGCAUAGACUACGAUGCAACGCGCUAUAACCAUUCACUAAACGCUCGUCAACAACCUCGACAGCCAAUAAUCAUGUGUGCAAGUUUGGUGGACAAGAUUCCGAAUCUAGCGGGGCUGGCAAGAACAUGCGAGAUAUUUAAUGCUGAAAAGCUUAUUGUACCUAAUCUUCGUCUGGCUCAACAAGACGUCACAUUUGCAAAUGUAAGCGCUACGGCUCACAAAUGGAUGCCUCUGGAAGAAGUUCGACCCCAAGGUGACGAUUUGCAUCAAAUAAUUUUACGUUGGAAACGAGAAGGUUACACAAUUGUAGCACUCGAACAAACAGCAUCCAGUGUGAGUUUGGCAAAUUACACUUUACCACGAAAGAUGGUUUUGAUACUGGGCCGUGAGAAGGAAGGAAUUCCGCUGGAACUUUUGCAGCUUGUUGACGUAUGCGUCGAGAUACCUCAAUUUGGUCUGGUGCGCUCACUUAAUGUACAUGUGAGUGGAGCACUAGUGCUUUGGGAGUAUACAAAACAGCAAUUAACGUCAGGUGCUAUCGAGUCGACUCUUUGA
Messenger RNA from Plasmopara halstedii, 4800 nucleotides. RefSeq names its product rrna methylase family. Bases 1 to 4800 code for a protein of 1599 amino acids. The transcript has 2 exons. Gene Ontology annotation, biological process: tRNA methylation. The record is from RefSeq and is a predicted model, not a curated record. Lineage: Eukaryota; Oomycota; Peronosporomycetes; Peronosporales; Peronosporaceae. Gene Ontology annotation, molecular function: RNA binding; tRNA (guanine) methyltransferase activity.